Messenger RNA from Naegleria gruberi, 414 nucleotides. RefSeq lists its product as uncharacterized. The record is from RefSeq and is a predicted model, not a curated record. NCBI's taxonomy places the organism in Eukaryota, Heterolobosea, Eutetramitea, Acrasida, Naegleriidae. The transcript has a single exon. Bases 1 to 414 code for a protein of 137 amino acids.
AUGAAAACCAAUUCAAUGGAUCGCUUAUUUGAUAAUUUGAUGAGAUUAUACUUGACAUUGCUGGCAGAAACUCAAACUAAUCUUGAACAAAUACAAGUUGAUAAAACAAUAAGUGCCAGUAAUCCACAAGUGUUGGAAGAAAACCAAAAAGUUUCCACUCAGACAUCGUACGAAACAUCUAAUGUAGACAAUGAUUCGAAUAAUGUAAUUUGUGAUACAAUCUCGCAAAGCGAACCACUUCCAAGUAAUAGAAACGAAAGCUCAUCUACCGAUCAUACAAACAAUAGGACUGAAUUGAAUUUUGUAAUAGUUAGUGCCUCGACCAUUUCAGAGAAAUGUUAUUCGAAAGUUAAAAGAGGAAGAGGAAGACCAAGAAAAAAUACACUAAACAAUAAUAACAAUACCAACAAAUAA